GGAUCGCACCGCACCGGGGCCGGGUCUGACCGCACCGGGGCCGGAUCGCACCGCACCGGGGCCUGGGACCGGGCCGGGCCGGGUCGGGCCGCACCGGGUGUGACCGCACCGGGGCCGCGGGGCCGGGUGUGACCGCACCGGGCCGGGUGUGACCGCACCGGGCCGGGUGUGACCGCACCGGGCCGGGUCGCACGGCCCCGCCAUGGCCCUGGCGCUGCCGCCGCUGGAGCCGCCGUGGCCGCCCAGCCUGGCCCCGCUGAAGGCCGUGGAUGACUUGCUGCGCUGUGGGAUCUGCUUCGACUAUUUCAGCAUCGCCGUGGUGAUCCCGCAGUGCUCGCACAGCUACUGUUCCCUUUGUAUCCGCAAGUUUUUGUCCUACAAAACGCAGUGUCCAACCUGCUGUGUGGCAGUCUCAGAAUCUGACCUGAGAAACAACCGGCUUCUAGAUGAUCUGGUGAAGAGCUUUAAUUCUGCAAGGCAGCAGCUGCUGCAGUUGGUGUUGGAUGCUCCAUCCCCAGCAGCCCCUGGGCACUGCAGCCCUGCUCAGCCUGCUCAGGGGCCAGGCACCCACAGCCUCCUGAGGAAGGACAAGGUCUGCACCUCCCUGGCAGGGCUGCCAGGGGCUGCUCUGGAGAGUCUCAGCACUGAGGGGCACCAUGACCUGCACAGCCCUUCUGCAGAGCCUGGGGCUGCAGACAGCAAGGUGGGGUCACAGGAGGUUCCUGGGAGCACUGGAAAUCAAGAAAAGCCUUCUACAUCUGUGGUGCAAGGAGACUGCAAAGUGGAAUGUCCUGUUUGUGGGGUUGCUAUUCCAGAGCAGUAUAUCAACAAACAUCUGGACAGCUGCUUGAGCAGGGAGGAGAAGAAGGACAGCCUGAGAAGCUCUGCCCAGAGAAGGAAGCUGAUGUCCAAGGUUGUUUAUAACCUGCUGUCAGACAGGGACCUGAAGAAGAAGCUCAAGGAACAUGGUCUGUCCACCUCUGGCACCCGCCAGCAGCUCAUCAAGAGGCACCAGGAGUUUGUGCACAUGUACAAUGCCCAGUGUGACUCCCUGAGCCCCAAAUCAGUUGCAGAGGUUGUUAAAGAGCUGGAGAAGAAUGAGAAGAUUCGGGUCCAGCUGGAGUGUAACAAUAAAUCUGGGGAAAAUAGCUUGACCUUCACAAAGGACCAGACAGAGGAGGAAAUAGAUGAGAUCCACGCUAAGUAUCGAAACAAACACGGGAGAGAAUUCAAGUUCUUGGUGGAUGAAGUAAAUAAAAGGUGGAAGAAGACAGGGGAGAGGAAAGCAGAAAGUGCUGGAAGCAAAGAGGAAGUUGCUGUCAAGGAGCUGCCAGCAGCCACAGAGCAUCACACAGCUGUUGUCCCUGGAAGAGCCCAGACACUCCAGUCAGAAAUUCCUGAUGGCCAGAGAAGUGAAUCUCAUUGCUUGAAGGAAUACCAGAGAUCAGCCUCUCCUGAGUUCUCCCUCUCAUCUGGCUCCAGCAGCAGCACCAAUUCAGACAUCCUGGCAGAUGUGGAAGGGUCUGAGACGUGUUCAGCAUCCUCUGACAGCUCUGUGCCCCUGGCCGGGAGCAGGAGGAAGCUGCGGCGGCGAGUCCCGCGGGAGGAGGAGGAGGAGGAGGAAGGAGCGUGGAUGCCCCGGGGCAAGCGCAAGAGGAGCUAGGGCUGCACUCUGGGAACACCUCCUGGCCUCUCAUCCCCAGCCCUGGGGCUGAGUGCAGUGCCCCACUGGCCCACCAGUGCCAUCCCAGCUGCCUAGUGAGAGGCUGCUGGCUUUGCCCCCGUGCUGGGGCUGGGCACAGAGUCAGAGCCCGGGGAGCCUGGCCUGGCUCCUGUGCCUGGGCUGCCUCUGUGAGCUGCCCCUGCUCCUGCUUGCACCCUGUGAAGCCCCAUCUGCCCUCCUGGAAGCAGCUCAGGACAGGUUUUGGGGGGACAGGUACUGGUGCCCCAGUUUGUGGCCAGGGGAGGGAGGGACUGAGGAACUGGGGGAGAGUCUGUCCUACUCUAGAAUAGGCUUUUUGAUAUAUAUGUGUGUGUAAACUUACUCAGCAUUAUGUGUCAUCAUUUCAACUUGAAGCCCUGAAACUGGAAAGAAAUCAGAAGGUUGUUGGGCAUGAAGUAUUCUAGUUUUCAAGCAAAUAAUUGAAAGGUCUGAUGUUCCUUAGGAGCUGGUGGUAUUUUGUGAUGCAAUAAAGCAGUGCAAGAAAAUGAAGGAAAUGCAAGAAACCUGAACACCAGGGAAGGCUUUGAAAAAUAAAGCUUGUAAGCAAAAUAUGAAAAAUACUUCAGGUGCUUUUGCUGAGCCCUGAAGUUUUGGUCAGAGCCUGUCAGUGGGAGCUUGGCAGAGAAGGCACAAAAUCUGGGUAAGACUGAGGGUUGUUGUGUCUUGACUUCAAACUGGGAUUCAGAAAUAAUCCUCCUCAAGCCAUGGUUCCCAGGAAUAUUUGUGUUUGGAACAGGCUAAAUCAUGGCAGAUAUAAAUUGUCCUAAGUGCAUGAGGAGAGCUGCAGAGGCAGAGCAGGAAUCUGGUUGUGUUGAGUUGGUUCUUUUUUUUACUAAGCCAAGCUUUUGAAAGACAGUAAUUGUUGAUGUCUGCUUUAGGGCUGCCACAGCAGCUCACAUCAGGCAUUGGAGUUGGCUGCAGUUGGCCAGUGAAUGGUGAUAAUAUUGGAAUUUAUUACCAUGAAGAGCCUUUUCCUGGUGCCUGCAGAGCAGCUGCUGCUGUGCUGAGGAGGGCACUGGUGUGGGACACUGCACUGGAAAUGGGUGCAGAGGACACUGGCACAGAGCUGUGGCAGUUCAUGGGCAGGGACAGGGACAGCAGCUGCCACCUCAAACAUGGGCAUGGAUCAGACUGGUUUGCUGACAGCCUGUGAGGAUUGGUUGUUCUUACAUCACUUGUUGUUGGCACCACCAUUUAAAGUCCCAGCUGGUGACCUUUGCCUGAGGUGGAGCUUUCUCCCUCCUUUGUGGGCAGUGGGCUGUGCCAGGGGAGGGGGUGCCACGUGUGGAGCUCAGUGUGAGGGGCUGUGGGGCUUGGUGGCAGACACUGGGCAGUGGAGGCUCAGGGAAAACGUGGGUUUGGUGUCUGAUGCCUGACACAGGGUGCCUGGGCAGGCUCCAGUGCCUCCUGCCAGACCAGGGCCAGCUCUGGCCCCAGGCAAGUUGCCAGGGUGCUGCCAGGUCCAGCCUUUGCCAGGCUGAUCCCCUGGGUGCCAUGAAUGAUGCACAUCUCACCAAGCCAGGGUUCACAGGAACUGCAUAGCAUCAGGGAAAAAACAACAAGGAGGAAACAGAGUGUCCUCCCCAGGCUGUUCUGUCCCUGCUCCCCUGGGCUGCUCUGCUCUCCUCACUGAGUCCGGGGUGGUGGAGCAGCCAGGCUGGGGCACAGCCAGGCCAGAGGGGCUGAGACUGCUCACUGGGGACGUGCAGGGUCCUGCAGGGCUGGGCAGGGGAAAACCCCAGCCUUGUGUUCUUCUGUGAGUGUCAGGAAGUCACUGCAUCCUCCUGGCAGCUCCUCACGGGGCUGGCUGUGGCUGUUGGUGGUGUUUGUCCAGCCCCAGGGACCCUCCAUCCCACCCUGCAGUGGGUCCAGCCCUGCAGCAGCCCCAGAGUGGGCCUGAGGCACAUUCCCCAUGUCUGGGCUCCCUGCAGAACUGGGAGGAGGGCAGAAGCUCCCAGGGGGACUGGUGCUGGUAGCCAGGGUGCUGCUGGGCUGGGCUGCCCCUGGGAGGCUUUGGGAAGGGAAUCCAUUCAGGAGGAAAUGAAUUUAGUCAUGAGCAGUCCCUCAGGCCCGGCAGAAGGGCAAAAGUGGAAGCAAAAUAAUCAGAAAGUAAAAAUGUGCUGUGGUGAGAAAGGCAGAGAUGCUGGGAAUGGGGGAAGCAGGAGCAGGGUCAGCAGCUGGGAUGGAGCAGCAGCUGGGAUGGAGCAGGAGCUGGGGCUGAGCAGGAGCUGGGGCUGAGCAGGAGCUGGGAUGGAGCAGGAGCUGGGAUGGAGUAGGAGCUGGGAUGGGCUCACCUGGGUUUGUGUGGCCUUGCAGACCCCAGGAGCUGCUGGGGUUGGGUUUGCCAGGCAAAGGGAAUUUGUCCAGACUGGGGGAGCUGUUCCUGCCUGCUCAGAACAGCUUCUGUUCCCAGACCUUCCCUCGUGGCUACUGGGUGAGCUGUGACACAGCUG
This is a messenger RNA of Oenanthe melanoleuca, 4176 nucleotides long. It is a transcript of the gene RAD18, whose product is annotated as RAD18 E3 ubiquitin protein ligase. The transcript is spliced from 13 exons. The record is from RefSeq and is a predicted model, not a curated record. Gene Ontology annotation, cellular component: nucleus; Rad6-Rad18 complex. Gene Ontology annotation, molecular function: single-stranded DNA binding; ubiquitin protein ligase activity. Lineage: Eukaryota; Metazoa; Chordata; Aves; Passeriformes; Muscicapidae. Bases 203 to 1663 code for a protein of 486 amino acids. Gene Ontology annotation, biological process: protein monoubiquitination; DNA damage tolerance.